This is a messenger RNA of Macrobrachium nipponense, 773 nucleotides long. RefSeq lists its product as uncharacterized. The transcript is spliced from 2 exons. NCBI's taxonomy places the organism in Eukaryota, Metazoa, Arthropoda, Malacostraca, Decapoda, Palaemonidae. Bases 138 to 773 code for a protein of 211 amino acids. The record is from RefSeq and is a predicted model, not a curated record.
AGGGUUAGGUCAUUGCAAAUAUUGCUAAUCCUAACGUAGUUGCUCAUUUGGAAGUGUUAAUCUCGGUGCAUUCUGGCCACAGCUGUCAAGACGCAAACACCGACCUGGUGUAUCAUCGUCAUCCUCCGUGCCCCGAGAUGGAUAAAAAUGUAUCUUGGAACUAUUGGAAGAAGCUACUACCAUUAAAUGCUGGUACAGCCUGUGAGGAUCCAAAGGUUACCAGUGCUUUGUUGAAGAAGUUAACUGAAGAUAAUAAUAUUGGUCCCCAUUUGUUAGAGACAGAAAAUUUUAAUUUCUCUCAAGAAAAUGCACCAGAUAAUGAGGAUUUUUCUAUGAACAGAAAUUCAGCAUCACACCCAGAGAGUGCUCUUAAUAAAUCUAGUCCAAUCAAGAUAAUGAGAGGUAAUGCUAAGAUACCAUGUUAUGAAAAUAUUCCAGAACCUGUGACUAAUUCUCCUUUGACACCAGAUCUUCAAAGUAACUCUUUCAGAAAAAGUGUUGCUUACCAAGCUAUAAAGUUUUUGAAUCUAAGUGGUGAUGGCAAUGAUGGACUUGAAACAAAAAAUUAUGGGAUUGCUUACCAUGCAGUCAAUCGACAAGACUGCAAUGCUUCUGCAGGAACAAUUAGUUACUCCCCCUCAGCAGAGCUUAGUAAAACGGCUUGCAGUGAUUAUAUCCCAGGUGAUGACUCUAAGCUACAGUCACAUCACAACUUUGUGAGAAAUUUUUGGGAUACAAGAAUAGCAUCGCCAGGUUUUAGCAUACCCUAUUAA